Delphinapterus leucas (beluga whale) is the source of this 1293-nucleotide messenger RNA. NCBI's taxonomy places the organism in Eukaryota, Metazoa, Chordata, Mammalia, Artiodactyla, Monodontidae. The record is from RefSeq and is a predicted model, not a curated record.
CUUGGUUCUGAAAAUACAAAUUUCUGCUGUUCCUGCAGUUGCCCUGCCUUGUUCCCAUCCGUCCCUCAGACCCUGGCCCGGCCUGGCUGCCUUCCUCGGGCGCUGACGGGGCUCUGUUUCCACAGACAUGGCCGUGCAGAACUUCGUGGGAGGUGCAUUCCGGGGAGCCACCUGGGUUGCCCUGCACAACGGCGGGGGUGUCGGCUGGGGUGAGGUGAUCAACGGGGGAUUUGGCCUUGUGCUGGACGGGACCCAGGAGGCUGAGCAGAAGGCCAAGAUGAUGCUCAGCUGGGACGUCUCUAACGGAGUGGCCCGCCGCUGCUGGUCCGGGAACCGGAAGGCCUACGAGAUCAUCUGCCAGACGAUGCAGGAGGACAGGGGCUUGGUGGUGACGCUGCCCCAUGAGGUGGCGGAUCAGCGUGUGCUCCAGCGGGCCCUGCGGCUGUGAGCGGGACCGAGAGCCCUGUGGUCCCCUCACCACCUCGGCCCCGCCCUCACCUCACAGCCACCCGGCUCCCUCCGCUACUCCCCGUGCUCUCCUGGGUCAGGAGCUGUGCUCACGCCCUCUUGGGGUUCACCACCCGGAGGGAGUGUCACUGCACCCCCAGCUUACAGCUGAGGCCAGAGGGCGGGGACCUCUGCUGUCCCCACGCGGCUCCCUGGGGACCGGGAAGGCAGUGGGGGUCUUCUUCAGGGCUGGGUGCUCAGGCCUGGCGCCAAGUGGGCUCGGGGGCCUGGUGCCGUGAAAACUGGCUGAGCGGGGCACUGACCAGUCCUUGGAGCCGCCUGCUGUCCCUCCUCCCGCCAAGGGGCAGGUGCUCCUUUGGCCAGGCUCUCGCCCAUCGCCCCGCCUUCCCCCGACUGACCGACCGACUGGCGUGGGACCACCAGGUGACCAGGCAGAGACGGCCUGGCUCGGGCCGGCGGUCCACGCCCGAGACCUGCGACCUCGCUGCACAGAGAGGCCAGCUUUGAGCAUGUCCUCAUUCUCCUUGGUUCCCACGACAGACUCAAAUUGAGAAAGAGAUUGGGGGCCGGUCAAAACUUGACACCUGCCCCCCACAUCUAGCUGGGGGGCCGAGUCCUCCCCACGGGCCAUUCCACCUUUGCCUGAGCUAACAAAACCCCACUGUUGUCUGGGCAGCAAUGUGCACGUAAAAAGUAGCUGAUUUUCCAGCCUUCCUUGUAAUUAGGAGUGACCAUUGGCCUGGUUCCGGCCCAUGAGAUGACGUGGAAGUCUGCUGGGUGGGUCUUCCGGGAAAGCUGUAAUAAAAACAGACAGGUGCGGCUGCA